AUGUCCGCCACCGCUGUUUUCGAGCGCCGGAACAAGCAGAUCCAAGAUGCCAUCGACGGACAGAAUCUCAAACAGGCCUUGCAGCUCUGUGAAAAGCGACUAAAGAAGGGCGAGGAUUCGCAUUUCCUGAGGGCGUGGAAAGCGUAUAUUCUUUUCAGCCAUGUAGAUGACGUUCAUCGGCGGCGGGGCAUUUCGGAGACCCUCGAGCUCUGCCGCAUCGAACCCCCUGUUUCCGAUAUAGAAGCGCUGAAUAUUCUGUAUACCACUCUUAAGGGCCUUGAUGAGCAUGUGGAAACGACGCGCGCGAUAUGGGAGAGGGCAGCAAAGGCGAAGCCACAAGCGCUAGAUAUUCAAUUGAGAUGGUUUAAUCUAGCGUUGGAGAAGGGCGACUGGAAAACUGCACAAAAGGCAGCUAUGAGCUUGCAAAACAACUUCCCCAAAGAGCGCAAAUACUACUUCUGGGCCACAUUCAUGUGCUACCUCAUCGCCAUCGACCCUGCGAAUUCAGAAAUGGACCGCAAACUCUUUGGCACGCUUGCUUACCGUAUGAUAUUAAAAGCUGCCUCGAAUGUGCCAACUGACCCGAAAGAGUUAUUAAGCCCAUCAAGAGCAAUUCAAACCUCUGAAGAAUUCUUCCUAUUGAUCAAGAUUUUUGAAACACAAGGGCAGCACGAAGAAAUUGUUUCUUUCCUUAACAGCAAGCACUUAGGCAUAGAGUCCCGCAUUUGCCAGAAUGAUUGGUCAUUUGUUCGUGCGAAAAUUGCAGGUCUCGAGAAUGCAGAAUUGUGGGAAGAAGCGCUGUCAUAUACACGGGAACUGCUUGCCCUUCCGGCUGACCUUGCAAAUGGUACAAGAACAGCGGCAGCCCAAGAGAAAGAUGAUUGGCAAGUUUGGGGCCUCCUUCUCGUGGCCACUAAGAAAUUGGAUAAUAAAGAUAUAUCACGGGAAACCCAGGAAUUUAUCGCUGCUUACAUUAAAAGGCAACCGAAAUCACGGAAUGCCCAGUUAGCAGCCCUUGACUUGACAGAGCAGCUGAUUGCGAUCAAAGAACUAUCUCCGGGAGACCUUCUCGCUAAAUGCAGAGAGUAUUUUGACAGCAAUUGCACUAAGCUCUACUGCUUCCGCGACCUGUGCAAAUAUCUGAUUAAACUUGAUCGGUCGAUGCAAGACGAAUUUCAAUUUCAUGUUUCUCAGAAGGUUAUUGCAGAUCAGAGUGUGGAUGAUCAGAAAGAGGUUUCCGACCCUUCCAAAGGCGUUGCGACUAUCAAUGCUCUAAAAUAUGAAUACUGUUUCCAGUUGUCAUUCGAGGGUGACAAAAAGCUCUCAGUGCAGAAGGUCGAAAAUUUCGUGUCUCGGUGCCUUGGUAUUUACCGAAAUACCGAUAGAUCUAACCAGCACUCAGCUCCAUCUACCAUCGAGAGCCAGCCAAGUGACGAUCUCUGUCUUCUAGCGGUCAUGGCCUUAAUUAGAUUCCACCAAACAAAUAUUGGGUCUAAGCGUGAUGCUCCUCAUCCUGCAUUAAUCCAAGCCGCUGCACUGAUAGAGAAUUUGCUUCUCAAGUCACCCCAUAACUAUGAACCUCUACUCCUUUUAGUUCGGAUAUACCUCCUCCUGGGCGCGGGCUCCUUGGCUCUAAAGUCGUUCCAUAGAUUGUCGCUGAAGCAGAUGCAAUAUGAAACGGUAGCACAUAAUCUCUUUACCCGCCUCGCAUCGACACACCCCCAUACUGCUCCACCGUACGAAGGAUUAGAGGUUAAGGAUUACGAUCCUCAAAGUGCCAUGAGGCAUGCGUUGAGCUUUUAUCGAAAUUCUGAAACUGCGACUAAGUAUUCGAGAAACGUUGGCCUAGAACAUGGAAGCUAUGUUAAUGUGGCUGGAAGCAUUGAUCUCCAAAAGAGCCUUAAAAAUAGCAUCUGUAGAAGAAUGUGGGCAUUGGAAACCCGGAGGAUUGGGCGACUGGUUGGUGGCGAUUCGGUGGGACAAUAUGAUCAUAUUGUCUCCGACAUUGACCCAGUUGUUGACAAGCGCAACUUCGACGGCUUUCCGAACUGUGAGCUUCCUGGCAAACCCAGCUUUGAAGAACAUAUCCGGCUCGGACCCAAGCCAGGGGCCCAAGCAGUAAAAGCAAUGACCAUAACCGACGUCCUAUUCGAUUUCCUAAUAAAACAUAGCACCACCAAAAAGACGACAUCAUCUUCAACAUCAACACUGUCAAAUAUUGAUCUAUCGCGUUACCUUGACCCCGACCUUGAUAUCCCUCUCUCAGAAACGGAACUCACUGCCGCUGAAAUAGAAAAUACAAACAUCCACCUCACCCUCCUGAAAGCCAUCGCAUCCCUAGCCAGCAUCGACACCAAACAAUCCUCUCCACCAACACCCAUAACGACUCACCUUGUUACCCUUGAAUCAUUCCUAACCGAAAAGCUAACCAUGCUAUCCUCCACACCCAUAUCCACUUCCAUCCUUCCAACAACCAUACCCCUCGCCUCUGUUAUCAAGCAACAACCCGCCACGACUCCGUCUUCCAUCGCCCCUUCCUGGCUCUAUCUCCACACUACAAUCUCCCUCCUCGAAACCUUAAAAGCUACCAACUUAUUCCUCACCUUCCUCUCCCCACAAUCAUCAACAACAACAGGAAAAGCCGAUCUCCCAGCCACAAAAUCAAAAAAGCCCAAAGUCAACCCCCUCCCAACAAAGGAAACUGUCGAAAACCUGCACAACCUCGUUGAGCAGCUCGUCGACGUUAUCCGCCGGAACACGCGCUUUUUGAAGAUGCAAAUUGCCGAGUCUGGAAUGUGGGGGAGUUGUGGUGGUGAUGGUGGCGAUAACGACGAUAGAGAUGCGGUGGGGGAGGCGGAGGCAGAGUCAGUGGGCACAGUGAGGAGGGAGAUUGAGGAGUUAAUGGAUACGGCGUCGUUGGAGUUGUUUUGCGCGUCAUUGAUGGAGAGUUGGGAUGAGUCGCUUGACGGGGUGUUAGUUUCUGACGAAUCCAGCCUUUUCUCUCGCAACACUUACCAAUGGUGGUUGGGAGGAAUACCACGGAAUGAAAUUGAGAACUUGAAAAAUAAGUUUCAUUGGCAUUUAUAG
Messenger RNA from Histoplasma mississippiense, 3087 nucleotides. RefSeq lists its product as hypothetical. Gene Ontology annotation, cellular component: cytoplasm; NatB complex. Gene Ontology annotation, molecular function: protein-N-terminal amino-acid acetyltransferase activity. The transcript is spliced from 11 exons. Lineage: Eukaryota; Fungi; Ascomycota; Eurotiomycetes; Onygenales; Ajellomycetaceae. The record is from RefSeq and is a predicted model, not a curated record. Bases 1 to 3087 code for a protein of 1028 amino acids. Gene Ontology annotation, biological process: N-terminal peptidyl-methionine acetylation.